AUGGGGCCAAAGUCGAAGGCCAAGUCGCCCAGGCCGCCGACACAGGAGAUCGGUGAAGACGUGCUCACCAAGGUCACCGCUCUGAAGAACGAGGGCAACAAGUGCUUUGCCAAGCGCGACUAUGAGUCGGCGCUGGAGCAGUACGAGACGGCCGCCCAGCUCCUGCCGGAGGCGGCGCCGGAGCGGGUGGACCUCAUCUGCAAUAGGGCGGCCUGCUACUACCAGAUGAAGCGCUUUAAAGAUGCGGCGAAGGAGUGCACGUCUGCGCUGGAGCUGAACCCCUCGAGCGCCAAGGCGCUGCAGCGGCGCGCGCGCAGCCUGGAGCAGCAGGGCCUGUACAAGCAGGCUCUUGCGGACAUCCAGGCGGUCAACAGGUGGGUUUGA
This is a messenger RNA of Monoraphidium neglectum, 384 nucleotides long. RefSeq names its product import receptor subunit TOM70. The transcript is spliced from 3 exons. The coding region runs from base 1 to 384 and encodes 127 amino acids. Lineage: Eukaryota; Viridiplantae; Chlorophyta; Chlorophyceae; Sphaeropleales; Selenastraceae. The record is from RefSeq and is a predicted model, not a curated record. Gene Ontology annotation, molecular function: protein binding.